AUGGCACUCGCCGGCCCCUCCGGUCUCCGCGGCCUCAUCCACAACCGCCGCGUCUUCGCAAUCGCAAUCUUUGCAUCCUUUGGUGGUCUCCUGUACGGAUACAACCAGGGUGUCUUCUCCGGCGUGUUGACCAUGCCGUCCUUUGGCGCAAAGAUGGGAUCAUACGUCACGGAUUCUGGGAAGAAGGGGUGGUUGACGGCUAUCCUCGAGCUUGGAGCGUACUUUGGUGCCUUGUUCAACGGGUACAUCUCUGAGCAGAUCGGGAGAAAGAGGUCGAUUAUCGGCGCGACCAUCAUCUUCUGUAUUGGUGUCAUCGUACAAGCCGCUGCUCAAGGUCCCCAAGCAAUCAUGGGCGGACGUUUCAUUACGGGUAUGGGUGUCGGAUCCCUGUCGAUGGCAGUACCGAUGUACAACGCCGAACUCGCUCCACCCGAGGUCCGUGGCUCACUCGUCGCACUCCAACAACUCUCGAUCUGUUUCGGUAUCUUGAUUUCAUUCUGGAUAGAUUAUGGUACGAACUACAUCGGUGGUACCGGAUCUACCCAGUCUGAGGCCUCAUGGCGUGUCCCUCUCGCUCUCCAACUCGCUCCCGCCUUGGUGCUUGGCGUGGGAAUGAUCUUCAUGCCCUUCUCCCCUCGCUGGCUCAUGAACCAAGGCCGCGAAGAAGAAGCUCUCCAAGUCCUUUGCCGUGUCCGUGGUCUCCCUCCCACCAAUGAGUUGAUUAGGAUCGAAUUCCUCGAAGUCAAAGCCCAAUCCAUGUUUGAAAAAGAGACUCAGAGAGAGAUGUUCCCGAAUCUCCAGGGCGGCGAUUGGAUUUCGAACCUCAAGCUCGAGAUGUACGGAUACCUCUCCCUCAUCACCACUCGCUCCCUUUUCCGUCGAGUCGCAGUCGCCUGUUUGAUCAUGUUCUUUCAACAAUGGACCGGAAUCAACGCAGUCCUCUAUUACGCACCCACAAUCUUCCAGAACCUUGGUCUCAGCGGAAACACCAUCUCCCUCCUCGCAACCGGCGUCGUCGGAAUUGCAAUGUUCCUCGCCACAAUCCCGGCCGUAAUCUGGAUCGACUCUCUCGGCCGUAAACCAGUCCUCGUCAUCGGCGCCCUCGGAAUGGCGUCCUGUCAUCUCAUCAUCGCUAUCCUCUCCGGACUCUACGAAGACAACUGGCCCGCCCACACCGGCGCAGGCUGGGGCGCCGUCGUAAUGGUCUGGCUAUUCGUCAUCCACUUCGGUUACUCUUGGGGUCCCUGCGCCUGGAUCGUCGUCGCAGAAGUCUUCCCCCUCGGCGUCCGCUCAAAGGGAAUCUCCCUCGGCGCCUCCUCGAACUGGAUGAACAACUUCAUCGUUGGACAAGUCACGCCCACCAUGCUAACGCACAUGCGGUUCGGCACCUACAUCUUCUUUGGUUCGUUGACGUUUUUGGGAGCGAUGUAUGUUUUGUUCCUCGUGCCUGAGACGAAGAGUUUGACGUUGGAGGAGAUGGAUUUGUUGUUUCAGGAUAAGAGUGGGAUUUCGAGUCAGGAUCGGGAGAGGCAGGAGAGGAUUAAUAGGGAAAUUGGUGAGCAGAUGGAGAUGCCGGGGUAUGCCAGCGAGAAGGGCAAUGUGUUGCACCAGGAGGAUAUUUCUCCUAUGCACAGUAAUGUGUAG
Molecule: messenger RNA, 1644 nt
Organism: Saitoella complicata NRRL Y-17804
Lineage: Eukaryota; Fungi; Ascomycota; Saitoellomycetes; Saitoellales; Saitoellaceae
Product: general substrate transporter
Exons: 2
Coding region: 1-1644 (547 amino acids)
Biological process (GO): carbohydrate transport; transmembrane transport
Cellular component (GO): membrane
Molecular function (GO): carbohydrate:proton symporter activity
Source: RefSeq, a predicted model, not a curated record